This is a messenger RNA of Rhopilema esculentum, 8901 nucleotides long. RefSeq lists its product as uncharacterized. Gene Ontology annotation, molecular function: RNA binding. The record is from RefSeq and is a predicted model, not a curated record. Lineage: Eukaryota; Metazoa; Cnidaria; Scyphozoa; Rhizostomeae; Rhizostomatidae.
AGUUGGAUGGUAACCAGUGCAUUUGAUUACCAAUGUGGUGGCCAUUUUAAAGGCUUUCUGCAGGCGCCGGAGUUGUUUUCAAAUUUACUUGCUUUGUGUUGUUACUUGUAAGUUUGUUGCAGCUAGAUUUUGGACUAAUCUUUCGUUUUGUCAAGACUUUAACAGCAGUAUUUGCUCCAUUCCAACAUUCGGACAGUCUGUUGCCUGUUCUUGUGACAUCUUGUCUUGAUUCACAUGGAUUUUAUACUUGGUUUGGUUGUGCAAUGGUUUGGCAAAAAGCAAAAUAUGGAAAAGAUUUGGUUGGUGGAACAGUAUUAUCUUGAAGGAACCAGCCUAUCUCAUCCUUAUGGGAUUGCUACAUUGUCAGAUGGUCAUGGAUUUGGUGUGCAACAUUAUUGCUUCAUAAAGCAGCACCUAUUGUCAUAUUUGCCCAUUUUCUAAAUGAACCACAAAAGAGGAGCAAAUAUCCAUUAUUAGAAAUCACAUAGACACAUCAUGUCUUUGAUGAUUUUUGGAUUACACACUUACCAUUUGGUUUCUUAAAAUAUUUUGCAUCAGAUCCAUUUCAUUUGAAGGAAUUUUUUUAAUUGAAGCAUCCUUCUAUGUUGGUUUGUCCAAGCUCGUUUAAUUCAGAGGAAAACUUUGUUGGGAUAAGGCAUAUUUGUUUUGCCUGUAAAGCUGUCUGAAUUUGCAGAAUGGUAUAAAGGAGUUACUUUUACUCAUGGUGGAAUUAUCUGAAAAGUGACUUCUUCUGGAAAAGUAACUUCAUGGUAGAUUUAUUGAUCUGAUUGGAUUGAUCUUUGUCUUUCUAAAGAAGUGAUCUCAGGAUUCUUUACUCCAUUCCUGGAAUACAAAAAUGAUAUAGACUUGGAUAUCUACAGAUUUUGGUUUGGCAGGAUGGUUCCAGCUUUUGCCAGGCUGUUUCAGUAUGUUUUAGAAUCCAAUUGGGAAUUAAAGGUGAAGUUGGUGAUUAAAUUUCAUUGUGGAGUCAGCUUAUAAUGUUCAUAAGAAGAAUUGGAAUGGAUUUAUUCUUUCAAAUUUACCUGGAAUCAAACACAGAGAAGGGGGUUAAUUUGGAAUCAUGGAUUGCUGGAAAUUAUGGAUCGAUAACCCAAGGAUUUUUAAAGUUAUUGGGAAGUACUGGAUAUUCAUUUUAAAUUGCAAUUAUGGGAUGUUUAGAAAGAAGAUCUAAUUGGAAAUUGUAGCAUAAAGGAGAGUUGAUUUACUUUGGUGAAUCAUUGCAGUUGUGGCACAGUAAAACUGGAUUGCAGCUCAUGUUAAUGUGCAGGAAGUUGGAGUUCAAAUCUGGAUGUGCUUAUGUUUACACUGUAAAGUGGAAGAAACUUGUUUUUUGAGCAUUCAUGGAGAUGCAAUUUGUUAGUAUGAAGGAUCUUAUUUCAAACCUGGAAGGAUGGAGACCUGGGGAGAACAGGAAAGUUAUUUUGUGAUAGGAAUGAAUUUUUAUGUUGCUAAAGCUGAUGCUGCUGUCUGUGUAGAAAUUAAGAGGAUUACAAUGGAGUACCAGAGGAUUACAAUGGAUUUCCAAAGUGCCACUAGAUAAUUUAUGAAUGGUAUGUUGUUACCUUGCUGGAUUAGCUGCUUGUUGACACCAAGAUUGGAGAAAAUGCUGGUGAUUUGGUUUUUUUAAAGAAAAUAUUGAUGGAAUGGAUGCAAAUAGGAAAACAUGUGCAUGGAUGGUUACACUUCCAAAUGCCGUUUCAAAAUUCUUGAAGAAGUUUGAUGCAGUUAUUUUUCAGAGCGGAUUGUUCCGAUUUGUCAAAUUAUAUAACACUGGAAAGAAUGUUUUGCCAGUCUGUCAAAAAGCUGCUUGGAUUGCAUUGUGAUGUUGCUUGUUUUGGAUAACCUUGUUACAUGCUGGAUUAAACAAGAGGGUUUUGAUUGAUAUCAAUCACGGAACUGACAUCAAUGUCAGUGGUCUCUCUAGGUUUUCAUACCGCCCUUUACUAAAUUCAAAUUCUUCUGAAUGUAGAAACUUGGCUUCCAUCCGAACUCAUCUGUCAAAGAACAGGCUGGGCGUGGUAGUGGGUUCUCAAGAAGAGAGCGCAUCCCACCCACAUUUCCAGAUGAAGGCCCUCGUAGAGGUAGAUAUCCAUAUGGAGAUGGAAGGCCUGAGUACUCAAUGAAACGGCAGAGACCCAGGAGAGAUAGUGAAGGAUCCCAUGAAUCAGAUCGACCUUCAAGCCCAAAAUAUACCAGAAACCGCAGUGCUAGCCCAAGCAGCCAGUCAGAAAGAGGAAGAAGUUCUAGUCCAGAGGACAGAAGCUUUUCUGGUAGUGGAUCAGAGGGACGAGGGAAAAGUCCUAGUCCAGCUCGAAGCAGUGGUAGUGGUCAGUCACAGAAAAACACAUCAAUACAGAUCAAGAAUUUGUCAACUAGGCCAGGGGAUGGCAGUAUCAAAGAUGCUCUGUUUCAUGAAUUCAAGAAAGUUGGGGAAAUUGUUAAUAUAAAGAUUUUGGGAACUGAGAAAGAUCGAUAUGCUCUAAUCAAAUUCAGAAGAUCUGAAGAUGCUGAAAAGAGCUUGCAGUCAAACAAUAAAACUUUCCUUGGGAACGAAAUGAAAAUUUCGAUAUUCAAAGGUGAGAACAAAGACAAGGAAGGAGAAGCUAAUUUCAACAUGUACAGGAAAAAGCAUCGCUCAAAGGAUUUUGGGUCCUCAGAAGACGUUGGCUUUGAUCCAAUGGCAACAAGGACUCUGUUUGUUGGUAAUUUGGACAAGGUUGUGACUCAUGGAGAAUUGCGGAAAAUUUUUGAGAAGUUUGGUGAUGUUGUUGAUAUUGACAUAAAGAAACAGAACCCUGGUAUAACGACAUAUGCUUUCCUUCAAUUUGUUGAUAUCAAUGGAGCAAUGAGAGCCAAACACAGAAUGGACAGAGAAUUCAUUGGGAGGAACAGAAUCAAGGUUGGUUACGGCCGUGGAACCCCUACGAAUGUGUUAUGGUUAGGAAAUCUGCCUCAAAACCCAACUGAAGGCCAAAUCCAGAGGCAGUUUCACCCGUUCGGCUAUGUGAAACGCGUCAUCUUCGAUCGUCAGUGUUGCCAAGGCUUGCUUAGUUUUGACACAGUAGAUGCUGCCACUGCUGCUUUUGAGAACAUGAGAGGCCGAUUUGUGCUGGGGAGAAAGAUUUUGGUGGAUUUUGCAAGCCGUAGCUGUAAAGAAGGCUUCUAUGACAGGAUGGAAAGAUCUGGACAGUUGGAUAGGCGGAAUCUGGAGCCAUCGCCUCCCCCGGCAAGACCCACUGGGCCUUUGCAUCAGGGCUUCCAGGGAUCUUAUGGACGGGCGAGAGUCUCUCGAGGGGGCUUUGAAAAAGGCUAUGGCUAUACUGGGAGAUAUGGCUCAGGACGUGGCGAGUUUGGCGAUUAUCCUCAGGGAGCCCAGGACUAUUACCCAGAAAGCUAUUAUAUGGAAGACGAUUAUGAUGACUAUGAAAAAGAACUUAGGGAUUAUGGGCACCGUCAGCGUGAGCGAGAGCGUGAACGAGAAUCUGGAAGGAGGCCUGAGCGAGAUUCUAGUCGUCACAGGGAACGAGGAGAGUAUUAUGUUCGCGAGAAGACACGUGACCGUAAAAGAGCAUUCACUCCACUAUCGGACGAUGACCAAGCACACGUGUUUGAAGGCAGAAGUGAUGAAGAUGAUGAUGAUUAUAAUGGCAAAGAUAUCCAGUCCAAAGUAGUUUUGCCAAAUAUCGAAGCAAAGGAUCAAAAUUCGCCCCAUGAUAUUUCUCCAGAUGCCGUAAAAGAUCAAGACAAAAAGCCUGAGAAGAAGGAGAAGAGGAAGAAGAAAGACAAGAAGGAGAAGUCAAGUAAGAAGAAAGCAGAACGGCAAAUUUCAGAUGCAGGAGCAGAUAAAGAUGUCUUAACUGAAACUGACGGUGGGCGUGAUAAAGUUGGAGAAGAGAAAGCAGACGAAGAUAAAGUAGUGAAGCCGGAGAAGAAAAAGAAGCGAAAGUCAUCAGAGAAAGGACACGCGGCAGAAGACAAAGCGAGGAAGAAGGAACUUAAAAAGUUGAAGAAGUUAAAGAAGCUCCAAGCGGAAUUAGGAAAGAAUGAAGAACCGACUAGUCUUAGCUUAAAAGAAAACAAUUUAGGUGAGGUUUUUCCAUUGAAAAAGGAAGAGCCAGAUGAACACGUACAAACGCACGGAGAGGCACAUAUAAAAGAAGCAGAUAAGCAGGUUUAUCACACAACCAAAGAGGAAGAAAUUGAAGAUUUCCCUGUCGAAAAAACGACCAGAACACCCCCUACGCCAGGAUUAGAAGAAGAUAACUGGGGGGAAGAGAAGGUCGACGUUUUGGAUAGGAAAGAAGGGAAAAAAGAAGAAAAAGAAAAGGGAGAGAUAGAUUCUAGUGAAUCAGAAGGCGAGAAGGUAAAGGACCUUGAGAAAAAAGGCGAAGAGUUGAGGAAAUUGGAUCGUGAAGAAAAGAAGGAGGGCAAGAAAGGUGAGAGCUCGGAAAAAAUUGAAAACAAAGAAAGAAAGGUAGAUAAUAAUGGGCUUGAUGGUGCAAAAAAUGAGUAUUUCGAGAGUAAUGCGAUAAAUAGAAAUGAGGACUCAGAUUCUGACCAUUCUGACCUUGUUAUUGAUGAAAUGGAUGCGAAAGAAGAGAGCCAUGGCGAUUCACAAAUGGAUGUCAGUUCAAGUAAAGAUCCUGCUAUCACUGAUAAAGUAGCGGAAGAACUUGCUGAUAAGAAGGAAAUUGAUGCAACCGAAGCAGAACUUAAAGUUGAUAUAGAAGAUGCAGGCAACACAGUAGCUGAAGUUGAAAAGGUAAAUGAUGGUAGCCAUGUACGUAAUGAAACAAAAAGUGAAAGUGAUGAAAGAGCUGCAAGUUUGGAACUGAAAAAAGAUGCAAAGAAUGAAGCGGAGGGUAAAGGAGGAGUAAUGCCAGACUUAAAAGAAGAUGAUAAGCUGCUGGCAGUUAAAGAAUGUGAGGAAGUUGCGAAAGAGGAGCAAAGAAGAGGUGAUGAUUCUGGUGAUGAAAGUGAUUCUUCAAAAAACGCAGCAGCAAAGGAUAUUUAUUCGUCGCAGUCAGACUCCAGUGGCGAUUUGGAAGAUAUCGAUGAUGAAGAAGAUGAUAAUUCUAUGGAUAUAGAUCAUUUGAAACGCGAUGUGCCAGCUUCUGGACAUUUGAAAGACAGCGCCCUGGGACCUUCUUCCCCAGGAAGAACGCCACCCACUCCUGACCUUGAAGAAGACACGUUGCGAAUGCAGGGCACUUUGCCUGGCUACACAUCCUAUUCCAAGUCACUUGCGACUGGUGAAAAAGAUGGAUCACCAUUUGUUGAAUCAGAUGAGGAGAAGAAGGAGCUAGAAAAGUCAAUGAAGGAAGCUAACUAUAAAAAACGAAUGACCGCGGAAGAUAGAAAACGGCAUAAAAAGGAUAGGUUAGGAAAGCAAACUUCGUCAUCUUCUGACCAUGAUUCGGAUCUUGGGAAAAUAGUGAAAAGCCCCAAUGAACGAAAUCGAAAAGACGAGGGGAAAUCAAAACGGGAUUUUUCUAGAGAGACUCAAGCCUCUCCAUUUAAGAGAACUUUAGAAUCUGACAUAAAGAGUUUCAGAGGAUCGUCAAAGGACUCACCGGACAUCCGAGAUCGCAAGGAAGUGAGAAGAGGGGAAUCACCACAACAAAGAGAAAGUGCUAGUCGCCAUAGAAGCUCUUUAGAAACCAGACCAAAGUCGCCGGAAUUAAGACGCUUUUCACCUGAUCGAAGUAGACGGGAGCCUUUAGCCAGGAAAGGUUCUAGUGAAAGAAGUUUAUCACCCAGAAGGAGACAUUCGCUGGAACAUUCGGUGGAAAGGAUGCAUCCCACGGAAAGGAGGCCAGUUGUUCCUAGAGGAAGGGAAAGGGACCUAAAGGAAGGCAGGAGGAGGGACGAGAUUAUUGAUGAUAACAGGGAAUUUAGAGAAAAUCGUGGACCAAGAGAGCCAGAUUUCCGUAAUGAUCGUGAGGUAAGAGACACUCGUGAUAACAGAGACAGGGGUUUCAGGGAGCAAGUUCGAGAGGCUAGAGACUUCAGGGAAGGGCGUGAUAUACGUGAUGUUCGUGGAAAUGAACAGGCGUUUAGAGGUGGCAUUGAUGAACGAAACAAAGACCGAAUUGGGCGGGACCGAAUUUUCAAUAGGGAUAGGGAUGUGCCGGGACGGGGGCGAGAUGACUUGCCAGACAGAGGAUUCGAACGUGGAGGGCCGCGUGCAUACAGAGAGCCAUUUCGAGAUCAAGAGAGGCCUGGGCGACAUACUCCACCACUACCACCAGAGCAAAGAGUGCACAGUCCCUUGCAGAGAUACCCUGUCGGAGUGGAUAGAAGGCCCAGAUCACCUGAGUCCCGUCACGAAGUGCGACGUCCGCGAACACCAGAACACAUGCGGCCCAGAUCGCCAAUGGGUCGUGUUCCAGAACGACGGCGUGGGAGAAGUACGGAAAGGAGGCAGACUCCUCCACGUAGCCAUGAACGUGAACACGAAUUUCAUCGUAAAGAUACAGAGCGGCCUAAUUAUCGUGAUCAACCCGAACGGCGGGAAAAAACGAAAGACAGGGAAAGAAGGGAGAAAAUUAAAGAAGAAACUCCGCCUCCUCCACCACCACCCCCUGAACCAAGGAAAGAGCAACGCCUUCCAGAUCCAGCAAUCCACCAGCAGCCAGUUCCACAAUUGCUGCCAGGCUCAGUACAUGUGGACAGCCCAGGUGGUACACCUGGCUCAGCGAUUACACCCAGUGCUCCUAAUUCAGGAGGCACAUCCACCCCAGCACAUUUCACACCUCCUCCGCCCCCUCCUCCAACUAAUGCUGACACUUUGCUUGAUCUACUGAGAAGGUAUCCGGUGAUGUGGCAAGGUCUGUUUGCUUUGAAAAACGAUUCAGCUGCAGUGCAGAUGCAUUUCCUUUCAGGUAAUGUCAGAUUAGCAGAAGCCUCAUUACCAAGAUCAGUCCUGGCUGGUGAAGUCCCCCCUCCGUUAAGGAUAUCUCAAAGGAUGAAACUGGAGGCAUCACAACUUGAUGGAGUAAAUAAGAGAAUUAAGGUACCAAAUGAUCAUUGUAUGCUGUUAGCACUUCCUUGUGGACGAGACCCAUUGGAUGUGCAUGCCCAAACACGCGCACUUAAGACUGGCUUCAUCACAUACUUGCAAGUCAAGCAAGCUGCUGGCAUUAUCAAUAUAGUCAAUUCUGCAACGAAGCAGCCGGCUUAUGUACUGCACAUCUUUCCUCCAUGCAAGUUUGCUCAAGCACAUCUUGCAAGAGUUGCUCCAGAUUUACUUGACAGUGCGGCUGACAGUGGUCAUUUGAUGGUUCUGAUCACACCUGUCUAACAAUGUCCCACUGUGACGUGAAUGUGAAACUCAUUCCAGUGCCUCAAGCAGUCAAUCAAGGUCAGGGCAUGAACAAGCUGUGCAAGUGUUGUUGGGUCCUGUUUAUUUGCAGAUCCAGCAUCACACACAAAGAAAGAUUUACCAAUUAUCCAGUAAAACAAUCAUUGAUUGUGUUUGAAACUCUCAUUGUAGAGGCAUAUAACAUCUAGGGCUGUUUCUUGAUCUUGUUAUAAAUCACCAUUUAACAGUAAAACAAUCAAUUGGCAUUUUUAUGUUAAAUUGGGUUUUGCAUUUAUUCCUUAUAUUGAUUGUGUUUGAAACUCUCAUUGUAGAGGCAUAUAACAUCUAGGUCUUUUUCUUGAUCUUGUUGUAAAUCACCAUAUAACAGUUUCUUCUGUAUGUAUUGCAAAUCUAUUUGCAUGAUACAGAUUCUAGAGCAAGGAUUUGUCUGUAAAUGGGGAAGCAACAUCCUUGUGAGACCCUAACACUAACCUGGUGUUUGUCAUGUUCUUCUGAAAGGGUGAAAAAAAAGAAGAACCCGGUUAUAUUAUGCAAUCACAUGAGGUUAUUACAAAGGCAUGCUUAGAGCAAACAUAUCCUGUUCAGCAAUAUGCUUGGACAUCUAUGUUGGUAGCAGAAAACUUUAGCUUAUAGGCAAUUCGGUUUUAUAUGGCUGAUCUGCCAAUUCCUGUUUGUCACUUAGCAAAUGGUCUAUAAAGCAAAAAGCGUUCUUCACUUACCACCACAAGUAUAUGGUCUUAGGGAAAAUUUUACGCAGUAUUCAUGCAGUGAAGUAAAUUUGAUUGCAAAUACUUGCUUGUAUAAUAGGUAACUCAAUCCAAGCAAUCCAGGCCUUGAUAUGAAUAGUAUAUUACGCAACCAACCCUAGUUGCUGUCAUAUCAAAACUCUGUGUUAACUUGUGUUUAUGUAUAUUUUAAAUAUAUAUAUGCUGUAGAAUGCAUCACUGCCAACAUUUUUAUUUAGACCAAUUAACUAACAUGAUUAAAAAUGUUUGCUUAAUGCCCAUUGCUUUUAAAAUCCACAUUUCUAUUGACAUUUGAACAAUUUUGACAAUCAAUGUCAAACUCUUUCUAAUUAAUCAAAGCUUGGAAAAAUCAGUUUUUAAGGGGUUUUAUUUUCUUAAGAUACUUUCACGCAGUAUGUUAUUUUAUCAUCUACAAUUUUGAAGACUACAGUCUAUUUCCUAUCAAAUUUCUUUCAAGAUUUAAUUGUUAGACAAAUGCCAUGUGCUACUUUUAUUUUCAUUUGAAAAUAACUUAACAAUUCAAGGCCCAAAAAUGAAUUUUUGGCAAAGAAAAAGAAUCAAUGAGUAUUUCAAUUAAUUCCAUACUUUAAAAAAAUUGUUUUGAUGAACUUUUUAUGCUCCAAUCCUAGAAAUAACAUUCCUACACCUACCUGUAUUAAAGACAGCUCUGUAUUAUAGUCUAUUAACACAUAAAUAUUUGUUUGAAACAAUAAUUGUGUAAAGGCUUCCAACCCAUUUUUCAGAGUUUAUAUUUUAAGUCUAGUAUUGUAAAUUUAAAAGAUUUUAAUUAUUGAUACUGUUUAAUUGUUA